This is a messenger RNA of Notolabrus celidotus (New Zealand spotty), 4460 nucleotides long. Its product is annotated as TRPM8 channel-associated factor homolog. The transcript is spliced from 14 exons. NCBI's taxonomy places the organism in Eukaryota, Metazoa, Chordata, Actinopteri, Labriformes, Labridae. The record is from RefSeq and is a predicted model, not a curated record. Bases 306 to 3065 code for a protein of 919 amino acids.
CUUUAUCGUUCCUGUUUUCUUUUCCGGGUUUCCCUGUUUUAUAAAGAUCCAGAGUAUUGAUUUGAUUGUUCGUUUGCUGAGUCACGCCUUUGGACAGAAUGCCACGCCAUCCCGGAACUGCGCAGUGAGUGACUCACCUAUGUGCUCCUCCACCCAGUCAGUCAGCUGAGGACAGGAAGGUCAGGAAACAGUCGUGUCAGGAAGCUAUCUUGGUGGGUUGUCUGUCUGGAAUACGGCUGUGCUGCAGUAAUACAAGCUUAAACAUCAACAUCAACUGAACAUCCAGACUAUCAAUCCUUCUCACCAUGUUCAACCCACCUGCUCCAGACCACCAUGAAGAGGCCUAUGUCUCUCUGAUGGGAGGCUUAAGAGAGGUGGACCUCUCUGGGGCCUCUGUUCCCUGUGACCUGGUGCUGAUUGGAGACCAUGCUUUUCCUUUAGCAAUGAACCAGCAAGGCCAGGUCCUGGUCGCUGCCUCUUUGUAUGGCAAAGGAAGAAUUGUGGUCUUUGGUCAUGAGGGCUACCUGACCCAAUGUUCCGAAUUGGUGGAGAAAGCUCUGGUCUGGCUAAGAGGUGAUGGAUCUUGCAACCAGUCUGUGGGGGUCCACAAAUCUGUCAAAGGGGUCGCUGAUAAUCUCAGCAAAUCCAGCUUCCAAGCCACAGUUGUGGGUGCCUUUGAUAAAAGCCAAGAGGCUGGUGUGUAUGUGACCAGUGCCUACACUGUGGCUGAAGAGGCGAAGGACGUGGUGGCAUUUAUGAAAGCUGGAGGAGGAGUGCUGAUGGGAGGGCAGUCGUGGCAUUGGUCUUCAUGUAACCCAAAGGUCAACACACUGCUUCAGUUUCCAGGGAAUAAGGUGUCUGGUGUGGCAGGGAUCUACUUCUCUGAGCAUCAUGGUGUGGCAGAGUGCAUACCUGUCCACCCACGGAUCCCAUCCUCCUGGAUGUCUGUAGUUAUUGGUAAGGACUUUCAGGAUGACCUGGAGUUCUUACUUGACGGGGUUUCAGAGUUUGAUCUGCAGGGUGGCUCCUUGGCUUCUGAAAUUCUGAUCCAUGGCCCGCUGGCCUUUCCCAUCGGGACCACCAGCGAUGGACGGGCGUUCCUGGCAGGAGCAUACUACGGGCAGGGACGUGUCAUUGUGGUAUCUCAUGAAGGAUUUAUGGGAGUAGAGAAACUGGCAAAGUUUUGGAGCAAUGCUGCUCGAUGGUUGGAUGAAGGCCGUCAGGGGGUUGUUGGUGUAAUGCCUAAUACAAAACAUUCACUCACCAACCUCAGCAAAUCGGGCUUAAAGUGUGAGGUGUCUAACUUCAAAAAAGACCUGAGCGUGUUUGUGUGUAGAUCGAACAGCGACGAUCAUGCCGGGGACAUUCAAGACUACGUGGCAGAGGGAGGAGGCUUGGUGGUGGCUGGACAUGCUUGGUACUGGUCACAGGUGAAUCGUGGGAAAAAUCCUUUGACAGAUUUUCCAGGGAACCAUGUCCUGAACAAAAUGGGUUUAACCCUGUUGGCUUCAACAAUCAAAGGAGACCUAUUCAAGGCUCCCGAUCCCAGCAAGGCCAAAGACAACUACCACUUCCGCCAAAUGCUCCGCCGCUUUGCUGGCCAUGUUACCAAGGGGGAAAAACUGAGCAAGCAAGAUGAGGGAAAUCUGAAAAAGCUGUCCGAUGACUGCUCCACCUUUUUGCACAUGAACUCUCGUGACUGCUGCUCCUACACGCAGGUCGUUUCCACCCUCACCGACGUCUUAAAGACAACGGGCUUGCCUAAUGCGUGUGAAAAAUGCCCUGUCAAGAGCGCAAAAGACCACCUGCUCCUCAGUGUGGGGGCAGAUGUGUAUAAGGCCUGCCCAAAUCCUGAUGCCCUGCUGCCCCACCUCAUCAAGGAUAAUCCCGCUCUGCCAGUUAUCUACAACCACAAGGUUAUGGUGAAUGUUGACACAGCGGGAGGGGAUGAGUGGGUCAGUACAGGUCUUUACCUGUCUCCUGGUAUGAAGACCUUCGUGUCCUUACCAGAUCAGAUUGUCAACAAGGGAUGGAAGAUCCAGAUCGGCUGUCAAACAGACAAGCUUAAGGGUGACGUCCUGAAGAGAGCACCAUGUGUUCAUGAGCGAUUUCCUGUUACCGCUGGGAUGAUGCAGGUGUGGAACCUGUGGGGGGGACUCAUCUACCUGGUGGCCCCACCCAAAACAAAAGAGAUGGGGCUAGAGGUCACAGUGCAGAUAGCUGUACCUGCACCAUACUACAAAUCUGGUGUGACAUCAGCAGCUGAUUGGUCAUUGCUGCGCACAGCUCCCGCACCCUGGGCAGAGCUGGAGUUUGCCAACAUAAUCCUCACCGUACCUUCAGAGGUAGUUCGAAAACUGGACCGCCCUGAUGAGCUGGCAGUAUUCUGGGAUGACAUCAUGAAGGGCAUCGCUGACCUGGCUGUCAUACCGCACAAAUUUCCACGCAAAGAACGCUUCGUUGCAGAGGUGCAGAUUUCCCAUGGUUGGAUGCAUGCAGGUUACCCGGUCAUGAUGCACAAGGCCACAGCAGCUGCACUGGUCAGCGUGGAAUAUGCUAAGACCAAAGGCAUCUGGGGCCCCAUUCAUGAACUAGGGCACAACCAACAGAAACGCAGCUGGGAAUUCCCAUCACACACCACGGAGUGUACCUGCAACCUGUGGUCUGUCUAUGUGCAUGAAAACGUGAUUGGAAUGAAAAAAGAAAAGGCUCAUAAUGCAAUGACUCCGGAGAACCGGAACAAACGAGCUGAGGACUAUGUCAAGGCAGGCAGGAAACUCAGCAGCUGGAGUGUGUGGACGGCCCUGGAGACAUACAUGCAGCUCCAGGAUAAGUUUGGCUGGGAUGCCUUUAAGAAGGUGUUUGGAGCCUAUCACACGAUGACCGACGUCCCGAAGGACAACCCAAAAAAGAUGAACCUGUAUGCGGAGACCUUCUCCCAGGCCGUGAAUAUGAACCUGACUGGAUUCUUUAAGGCCUGGGGCUGGCCAAUAGAACCCGAAACAGAGAAGAAGCUCGAAAAACUGCCUUCCUGGAGCGACCAUCCCAUGGUCAAGUACAACUGAGCUCAAGACUGUUGCUGCUGAGAGAAGGAGGAGAGAGAUGUAUUCAAUGACUACCAAAUUUCUAAACUUUGGGGGCAAAUUCACAAAAGAUGUAAAGCUGCCACUGAUAGCACCAUAGAUUAGACACCACUGCAACACUUAUCUGCCCCAUUCUGUGUUCUGAUUGUGAAGGAAUAUGGUGUAGUGAUAUUCUGCCGUACAGCCAGAUAAAUCUUUUAAAAUGGAAUUAAUUUAGUGAGGUAACAUUAACCCACACAGUGCUAUUCCAGCCCUAGGAAGAUGACAACCUGACAAGCUUCCCUUUCACUUUAUGUGGUUUCUGGCAUUUGUGUUCUUGAACUCAAUGUUUCCUGCAAGAUCACUCAUUUGUAUUAAAGGGCACUGGUUUUGUGCCAAAUGUACACACAUUGGAAAAUAUUUAGAAUCAGCUUCACAGAACAGAGAUACUUACGUUACCAGUGCAACUUAACCGUACAAUGACAAUAAAGAUAUCUAUCUAUCUAUACCUUUAGCAGCAAAAACAGACGUGCAAUCCUUUUGUGAAUUUCCUCCAAAGAUUUUAGAGACAAAUUCAAUUAACUGACUUUUUUCCUUUUUAUAUUGUCAUUAUAUUUAUUGCAAUAUUUUAAAAACAAGUUACUAAAAGCUCAAUGAUUGUUACAUUUUAGAACAAAUAAUAAAAAAGGCUUUUGACUUAAGUAGCUCAAUUUGAGGAUAAAUGUUAGUUUUGUUAAAUACUUUGAAACUGAAACUGAUUUUAAAAACUGUGUGAUUUGGAAAAGCAGCACUAAUGUCUCUGCUGGACCUUUAACUUGAUCCUCUCUUUUUUUGUCCCAAGCACUUUCGGCUGGAUCUGUCGUCUGUUCGAAACUGUAGUUAAUAAUGUAUACAAAACAAGUCAAAGUGUCAUGGUGUGUUCUCAGGUGUUGGGCCCAGAGCUGAGACAGAGACACAGUGGAGAUUAAAGUCAGUUUAUUCAACACAAAACAAAAGAAAAAGAAAAAGGAAAAUCUAAGAUGCUUGCGUUAAGGGCUGGCCUGGUGAAAAAACUGGUGCAGCAGCACUGAGCCACACCUACACCACACACAGGAAGGAGGGGGCAAAGGCAGAGAGGAGGGGUGAGACAACAGAAAAGAAAAAACACUGCCACAGACACAAAGUCAUUUAUAAGACAGAUAUGUUUUGUUUCGGGUCUUAACUCUAAUCUCUCUUGGUCUCUUGGUCUUCCAUUGUACCUACUUUUUUUCUCUUAACACGUCUACUGUAAGUGCUACACAAUGUAACACAAAGUCCCUCAGGCUUUAAAAUGGGUACAGCUUUUUUAUUUCACUACAAUGAUAUUUUGCUUAACUGACAACGAAAAAAAACACCAAUAAACAUUCACUGUACCACUUG